This is a messenger RNA of Aphidius gifuensis, 2586 nucleotides long. RefSeq lists its product as uncharacterized. The record is from RefSeq and is a predicted model, not a curated record. Bases 1 to 2586 code for a protein of 861 amino acids. NCBI's taxonomy places the organism in Eukaryota, Metazoa, Arthropoda, Insecta, Hymenoptera, Braconidae. The transcript has 6 exons.
AUGACAACUGGAAUGUUCGAAAAAAGUGCUAUUAAACUCAACACAAUUUUAGCAUGUAAUUUUGAAAUUGUUAAAGAGGAAGAAAUUAUGAUUGAAACGAAAUAUUUUACUGAUGGAUGCAUGGAAAUUCUACAAUCAACAGAUUUAGAUGAAGUAUUGACGAAAAAUUUUGAGAAGUUAAAAACUGAUAUUGAAGAAAAAGAAAUGGAGGGCUCAGGCUGGACCCUGCAUGAAAUCAUGCAUCUAGAAAUAAAUAUAAAUGACUAUAUACCUCUGCGUGGUGGUUUAUCAACAUUUAUUGAAAUGCCAACAUGGAUUCAAAGCACAAGAUCAGUUGUAAAUGUAAAAAAUUAUGAUGACAAUUAUUGUUUUAUUUGGAGUGUGUUAGCUGCAAUCUACAAACUUGAAACAAAUCCGCAAAGGAAAUUUCAACAAAAACAUAUACCAAGUAGUAUAGCUUAUUACACUAAAUGUAGUUACGAUGAAAAACUUUCAACAUUCAAAUUAGAAAGAUCUAAAAAUUGCAUCGAGUGGUUUAUUAAUGAACUUCAAGAGUUGGCACACAAUGUUGAUAAUAUAUUAGAUGAUAUUAAACCAAUGAAUCUAACUUUCGAUGAACAAUUAGAAUUUUCCGCAUCAACAAAAUGUCAUAUUUGCACAAAAAAAUUUACGCCAGACGAUAUCAAGGUUCGAGAUCAUUGUCACUUUACAGGAGCUUACCGAGGUGCUGCACAUGUGGGAUGUAAUCUCAAUUAUCAAGAGUCUUGCACAAUCGCUGUUGUUUUUCAUGGUCUGAGUAAUUAUGAUAGCCACUUUUUAAUUAAACAGUUAAAAAAACAAUUUCCAGGAACGAUUGACUUAUUAGCACUUAAUAAAGAGAGCUAUAUAAGUUUCACUAAACAUGUAAAAGGUACUAGAAUUAGAUUCCGUUUUAUAGAUUCAUAUAAUUUUAUGGCAAGCUCAAUUAGCACGCUUGCAAAUGAAUUAGAAGAUAAAGAUAAAAGUAUCAGUCUUAGUUUUUGCAACAAUCUAGAAGAAUUUAAAUUGAUUACUAAAAAAGGGAUAUUCCCAUAUGACUACAUUGAUUCUUGGGAAAAAUUCAAUGAAGAACAAUUACCUUCAAAACUUGAUUUUUAUUCACAAUUAAAUGAGGAACAUAUAAGUGAAAUUGAUUAUAAUCAUGCUUGCAAUGUUUGGGAAAAAUUUCAUAUAAAAAAUUUAGGCGAGUACUCAGACUUAUAUCUGCGUACUGAUGUUCUUUUGUUGGCUGAUAUUUUUGAGAAUUUUAGAUAUUUUUGUUUAAAAACGUAUGAGUUAGAUCCAGCUCACUAUUUUACAUUGCCGAGAUUAAGCUUUAACGCUAUGUUGAAAUAUACAGAAAUUGAAUUAGAAUUGAUAACUGAUGCUGAUGAAUUAUUGUUUAUUGAGGGAGGUAUUAGAGGAGGUUUAUCACAAUGUUCACAUCGCCAUGUUAUCGCAAAUAAUAAAUAUAUAAACGAAUAUAAUCCAAACAUUGAAGAUUCUUAUUUAAUGUAUUUUGAUGUAAAUAAUUUAUAUGGAUUUGCAAUGGCUUCUACUCUACCAGUAAGUGAUUUUCAGUGGGAAGAAAAUUUUGAUAUAAAUAAAUUAAAUUCAAUCGAAGAUAACUCAGAGUGGGGCUACAUACUUGAGGUUGAUUUAGAUUAUCCAGUUAGUUUACAUAAUGAACACAAAGACUUACCAUUAGCGCCAGAACGUCGAAUACCACCUCUAUCAACAAGAAUGAAAAUUAGAAAAUUAUAUAGAGUUUUGAAGUUUAAACAACGAGCAUGGUUGAAACCUUAUAUUGAUUUGAAUACGGAAUUGCGAACUAAGGCAACAUCACUUUUUGCUAAAAAUCUUUUUAAAUCAUUAAUAAAUAUAUGUUUCGGAAAAAUGUUGGAAUCAACUCGUUCGCAAAGAAUAAUAAAAUUAGUUUCUAGCUAUGGAGGACGUGGUGGAGCAAGAGCUCUAAUAUCAAAGCCCAAUUUUCACAGUGCACUAAUCAUAGAUGAUUUAGUUAUUAUUGAGAUGAAACGUCUUAAUAAAGUUAAAUUUGUAUAUAUGGAUACUGAUAGUGCAAUUUUACACAUUUUUACACCUGAUAUUUAUGAAUUUAUUCGCAAAGAAUGUGAUAAUUUCGAUACGUCUGAUUAUCCAAUUGAUAACCGCUAUAAUAUUCCUCAGAAAAAUAAAAAAGUGCCAGGUAUAAUGAAAGAUGAAUGUAAUGGGAAAAUUAUGAAGGAAUUUAUUGGUUUGCGUUCAAAAGCAUACUCAUUUUUAGUUGAAAAUGAAUCGUGCGAUAAUAAUGUAAAACUUCAUAAAAAAGCUAAAGGGGUAAAAAAGUCAUCAAUGAAAACAAUUACGUUUGAAGAUUAUAAAAAUUGUGUGGAAAAUCAUGCAAAAAUAUCUAGAAAACAAAAUUUAAUAAGGUCAGAAAAGCAUCAAGUUUAUACAAUUACUACAGAGAAAAUCGCUUUAAGCUGGGACGAUGAUAAACGAGAACUCAUUAAAAAUAAAAAUUAUACUUUGCCUUGGGGCUAUGCACAAGAGCUUAGAGAUAUAUAA